AUGGGUUCAAUUGUUCUUAAAUCAUUAUCAGUCCUAUUGGGCAUAUUUUUUGUCUUUGUUGGAACAAUGAAAUUAACAUCCCAUAUUAGUAAAGAUCUUCACAAGGAUUUGAGAAAAGAAUACGUUAAAUAUGCCAAGGUUUUUCCACUUGCAAGCACUUUGGAUUUUAAAGUUCCAAGCAAAUGGUACAGACGAGUUGUUGGAACAUUGGAAAUUAUUUGUGGAUUCGCAAUGGCACUAGUGCCCAGUCAUAAAGUGAAAAAUGCAUCAAAUGGAAUACUUUUGUUCCUAAUGUUAAUGGCUGUUUAUUCACAUUACAUGGUGAACGAUAAAUUUGAAAGGAUCGCUCCAGCGCUGGUAUUCUUUUUCAUGUUGAGUGGAAGAUUAGUGAUAGAUUGGCAAUUGAGACGAGAAGAAUCACAACCAGUAACGGCAAAUGGAGUAGAUGAUAAAACUAAAAAACAAGACUGA
Leptopilina boulardi is the source of this 471-nucleotide messenger RNA. Its product is annotated as novel acetylcholine receptor chaperone. The record is from RefSeq and is a predicted model, not a curated record. Gene Ontology annotation, biological process: positive regulation of protein localization to cell surface; chaperone-mediated protein complex assembly. The transcript has 4 exons. Gene Ontology annotation, cellular component: endoplasmic reticulum. NCBI's taxonomy places the organism in Eukaryota, Metazoa, Arthropoda, Insecta, Hymenoptera, Figitidae. Bases 1 to 471 code for a protein of 156 amino acids.